AUGCCGCGGGCGGCAGCAGCACCGCUGUGCAGCUCAGCGGCGGAGCCCGGACCAGAGCACCACGCUGCUCGCCGCGCAGCCUCCACCACCGUGAACGCUCCGUGGGGCCGUGCUCCGAAGAGGGCGAGACACGCACCGGUCCUGCACCAACAGCAACAGCAGCAGCAGCAGCUGCUGCAACCAGUCGCUGCCUCGGCAGCUGAGGAUGUUGCUACCAGUUGGUCACAUCAACAGCUACAACAGCAGCAGCAGCAGCAGCAGCAGCUACAAAACCAUGUGCCACAACAACAACACCAGAAUCAUCAUCAGGCAAUUACACAUCAACAACAGUCGUGGCUGGCUCAACACCAGCACCAACAACAACAGCAGCACCACCAACAACAACAACCCUUACAACAGCAACCAGUACCAUCAUCCCACCAACAACCACAAGAACCUGCUGAAGAAGAUUACGAGGAAUCAAAUACUGGAGAUGGUGAAGAGGAUAGAAAUGUCAAUGAAGAAGAAGAUGGAGAAAGAGAUGAAGAUGAAAAACACUGA
Schistocerca cancellata (South American locust) is the source of this 540-nucleotide messenger RNA. Its product is annotated as G-box-binding factor-like. NCBI's taxonomy places the organism in Eukaryota, Metazoa, Arthropoda, Insecta, Orthoptera, Acrididae. The record is from RefSeq and is a predicted model, not a curated record. The transcript has 3 exons. The coding region runs from base 1 to 540 and encodes 179 amino acids.